UGUUGGGCAUCAGUCGUGACGCUGACGUCUCGGCCGUCCAGCGUGCGUACCGAGCUCUAGCGAAGGAACAUCAUCCGGACAGGCAAAAGACCCCACAGGACAAAGUCCAGGCUAAAAAGACCUUUCACCUGAUCGCAACAGCCUACGGGAUCCUUCGUGAUCCAGAACAACGACAAGAGUAUGAGUACAUGCUUGACAACCCGAGCGAGAUGUACUACCACUACUAUCGCUACUUCAGGCGACGAUACUCGCCCAAAGUUGACGUUCGUGUGGUCAUUGUAGCCACCGUGCUCAUCUUAUCCGCCAUCCAGUACAUCAGUCAGAAGACCAAACACGAUCAGGCCAUCGCCUACCUGGUCCGCGACCCGAAACACCGCAACAAGGCAAGGGAACUUGCGCUUGCCGAGAACCGCUUUCGAGUUAGCAAGCAGGAAGUCGGACGCAGACUCACCAGAGACGAGCUGAAGGCGCGCGAGGAGGACAUCAUUCGUUCCAUCAUCGUCAAAACCGUGGAUCUUCGCGGUGACUGUGGUCCGCCGAGCAUUCGACACACGCUUCUACUGCAGCUGUUCUUCUUUCCAUACCACGUCGUGCGGUUUUGUUGGUGGGCUUUGCGUUGGGUUAUCCUCUUUUGGAUUCUACAACGGCCGUAUGGAAGUGAAGAACAGGAGUUUUUGACCCGGUGGAGGUUGGGUUACAGUCAGGCACGCUGGGAAGGCCUUGAUGCUGAGAAGAGAGCCCACUUCAACCAGCUAGGCCUGUGGGAUCGAGAAAAGUUUAAGGCUUACAUGCUAAAGGUGGAGGAGGAGGUUCGAAUUCGGGCGGCCGAGGAUACCAACCAGAAACGCUAUCGACGCUACAUGAAACGCAAUGGUCCGCCAGCUAUAAAUCUUGACGAUCUUUAA
Molecule: messenger RNA, 905 nt
Organism: Mesocestoides corti
Lineage: Eukaryota; Metazoa; Platyhelminthes; Cestoda; Cyclophyllidea; Mesocestoididae
Source: the annotation of a GenBank genome assembly